GGGGUGGUCGCUUAGGCGGUUUUGGGAUAAACUGGAUGGAUAUAGAUAUACUAUAGCCACUUACUAACACCAACCAAACCCAGCCUAUCCUGGCACCAAACCCUCCGCCAACCCCUCACCUCCAACGCCGACUUCCUGUCCGCCACCCUGCGCAUCCCCCCCUCCUACCGGGGCCAUUUCCGCCUCGUCUUCGCCUUCGCCGUCUCCGGCGUCGUGCAUCUGCUCAUGGACGUGGGGUUCGGCGUCCCCACGUCUGACAGCGGCGCGCUGUGGUUCUUUUGUCUGCAGGUUGGGGGCAUCGCCCUCGAGACCCUUGUGUGGCGCGCUGGUGCGUCCCUGUGGCUGCGCGUUCCCCGGGGGGUCGGCCGCGCGGUCGGCUUUGUCUGGGUCGCCGGUUUCAUGUUGUGGACGCUGCCCGUGUGGGUCAAUCCGAUUCUGGUGCAGUUGUUUGCUGAUGGGGUGAGGAUGAUGUCGCCGUUUUUGGGCAUGCGGGGAUGGUGGGUUUGACUUUUUCUUUUCCUUUUGAAUUGGGGGGGUUU
This is a messenger RNA of Aspergillus heteromorphus CBS 117.55, 539 nucleotides long. RefSeq lists its product as uncharacterized. Bases 226 to 507 code for a protein of 93 amino acids. The record is from RefSeq and is a predicted model, not a curated record. The transcript is spliced from 2 exons. Lineage: Eukaryota; Fungi; Ascomycota; Eurotiomycetes; Eurotiales; Aspergillaceae.